UAUAUAUAUAUAUAUAUAUAUAUAUAUAUAUAUAAUAUAAUAUGAGGUAGAUAGACACACAUACUUAUUUCUACCAUGCAAUCUCUAACCAAAUUGUCUAACAAAUGCUGCCACCAUGAUUUGAUUAGAAAAUAAGAUUGCCUUCAUAUUUAAAUAAGCUCCAUUGUGCACCUGACAUCUUCCCCAGGUAAUUGAUACAAAUACAAACAACAUUUAGUCUGAAAGGUUUGUGCGUGUGUGUGUUGGUGACUGUCUGUUUUUUUAACCCCUAUGCUCUCCGGUUACCUGCAUGUACCAAGUUGUCUGGGCGGGUCUCUGUGGCUGAAGAAGGUAAAACCUGCUAAAAGAAAAAAAACCUGAUACACUCAUCGGCUGCACUUAUUGGUUAACACGUCACCGGAGAACAAAAAGGACUAUUGUGAGAACCUGACCUGAGAGUUUCUACACUGCAUUCACAUCACAAGGUACUUUGGUUUUGCACACUUCUGCACAUUUCUGUAUUCUUGUGAAGCUUGCUGUCGUGUGGAUUUAAUUAUUAGUUUUCAGUCAUCCUCUGGAUUUCUUUAAUGGACUUUGGUAAUGUAGAGGGACAACUUGUUUUGCAGAACAAUUCCUCAACAUCCCUUGUGAGACCUUCCACCAUCCUUGGUCCGAUCAUGGCGAUGGGCUUCUCCCCAGAGCAGGUGGCAUGUGUUUGUGAGGUUCUUCUCCAGAGUGGAAGCAUGGAUCGCUUGUCCUCUUUCUUAUGCUCUUUAUCUUCUGGUUCCACUUCGUCCAACGUGUAUCUGGCCAUGACACAGAGUCAGGAGAGCGUGCUGAAGGCGCGGGCUGCGGUCGCCUUCCACCACUGCCGGUUUGCUGAGCUGUACGCCUUGUUAGAGGGGAACGUGUUCUCCCCACGCAGUCACCCUCUCCUCCAACAGCUCUGGCUCCGGGCUCACUACAUGGAGGCUGAACUUCAGCGGGGCCGCCCUCUUGGAGCCGUGGGGAAGUACCGCAUUCGUCGCAAGUUUCCUCUUCCACGUACCAUCUGGGAUGGAGAGGAGACCAGCUACUGCUUCAAGGAAAAGUCUCGCAGCGUGUUGAGAGAGUGGUACUGCAGAAAGCCGUACCCCUCGCCGCGAGAGAAACGAGAUCUGGCUGCAGCCACUGGACUCACUGCUACACAAGUCAGCAACUGGUUCAAGAACCGUCGACAGCGGGACAGAGCUGCGACCAGCCGUCAAGACAGAACAUCAGCAGGAGCGUUCCUGAGCUCUGAUGAGGAGCUCUCACCACCAGGGAGCCCCAGCGCACUCUUCUCCUGCUCCCAGCAGCUCUCUGCCCACCCGCCCCCUCUCCGACAUCUGGGACCAGCACACUACUAAAACGAAUGCAGUGGAAUACAGGUCAAAAGUCAAAGUUUUGACAGAGUCAGGGGAAUCUGCUGACGCUUUUUAGCCGUCUAUGCGGUUGUGUUUUCUGAUGUGUGUUUGGCUGACAGUCUGGCAGAAGUAAGCGAAAUGGCUGAAAUCACUUACAGCACCUUUAACAAAACAGAGCAUCAGUGCAACUGUCAGCAAAUGGCAUUUUUUUAAAUUUUACUAUUUUUUUGUAACUUUUGUAAAGUUUUUAGAACACAUUGAGAAUAAGAAAAGUAACCUUUGUGUUCCAGUGCAUACUGUAGUUCAGGAAAAUACGAUUUUUUGAUGAAAUCCGAGAGGUUUUUUAUCUCCCAUAGAAAGCAAUGAAAUUACCUCAUUCAAGGUCCACAAAAGUACUAACAUCGACAUC
Messenger RNA from Ctenopharyngodon idella (grass carp), 1773 nucleotides. RefSeq names its product SIX homeobox 9 (gene six9). Gene Ontology annotation, cellular component: nucleus; transcription regulator complex. Gene Ontology annotation, molecular function: DNA-binding transcription factor activity, RNA polymerase II-specific; RNA polymerase II cis-regulatory region sequence-specific DNA binding. Bases 567 to 1367 code for a protein of 266 amino acids. Gene Ontology annotation, biological process: regulation of transcription by RNA polymerase II. NCBI's taxonomy places the organism in Eukaryota, Metazoa, Chordata, Actinopteri, Cypriniformes, Xenocyprididae. The record is from RefSeq and is a predicted model, not a curated record. The transcript has 3 exons.